Messenger RNA from Schistosoma spindalis, 258 nucleotides. NCBI's taxonomy places the organism in Eukaryota, Metazoa, Platyhelminthes, Trematoda, Strigeidida, Schistosomatidae. The record is from the annotation of a GenBank genome assembly.
AUGUCAUCUGGACCUGUUGUACCAAUGGUAUUUGAAGGGCGUAAGGUUGUUGAGAACGGACGUACAAUGUUAGGUGCUACUAAACCUGAAGCAAGUUGUCCUGGAUCAAUAAGGGGAGACUAUUGCCAAGAUGUAGGAAGAAAUGUUGUCCACGGAUCAGACUCAACUGAAAGUGCUAAGAGGGAAAUCAACUUAUGGUUUACUCCACAAGAACUAUGUCAAUAUAAACAAACCGUUGACCCUUGGAUCCAUGAAUAG